This is a messenger RNA of Cuscuta epithymum, 1701 nucleotides long. NCBI's taxonomy places the organism in Eukaryota, Viridiplantae, Streptophyta, Magnoliopsida, Solanales, Convolvulaceae. The record is from the annotation of a GenBank genome assembly.
GUUCUACUCUUCCAACCCUAGCCUUCCGCCCUUACCUGCGGUAUCUUUACACAACUAUCGACCGAAUCGACGACCUCGCCUCUGGCCUGAGAUGGUGCACGUCUCUUACUAUCGGAAUUAUGGAAAGACAUUCAAAAAGCCACGUCGCCCAUACGAGAAGGAGCGUUUGGAUUCUGAGUUGAAGCUUGUGGGUGAGUAUGGUCUCAGGUGCAAGCGGGAGCUGUGGAGAGUCCAGUAUGCUUUGAGCCGUAUCAGGAAUAAUGCACGGAAGCUUCUUACCCUUGAUGAGAAGGACCCAAAGCGUAUUUUUCAGGGUGAUGCGCUUCUGAAGAGGAUGAAUCAGUAUGGGUUGCUGGAUGAGAGCCAAAACAAGCUUGAUUAUGUGCUUGCCCUCACAGUUGAGAAUUUCCUUGAGCGCCGUCUACAGACUUUAGUUUUCAAGGCUGGCAUGGCCAAGUCAAUCCAUCAUGCUAGAGUUCUCAUUAGGCAGAAGCACAUCCGAGUUGGAAGGCAGGUUGUCAAUGUUCCAUCCUUUAUGGUCAGGGUGGACUCACAGAAACACAUUGAUUUCUCACUGUCUAGUCCCUUCGGUGGUGGUCGUCCAGGAAGAGUGAAGAGAAAGAACCAGAAGGCAGCUGCAAAGAAGGCUGCUGGUGGUGAUGGAGAUGAAGAAGAUGAGGAAUGAACAUUUCUUAAAUGAAUCUAGAAGCAUGAGGUUUAUGUGCUUGGUUUUUCUUUUCUAUUGUUGACCUCAUAAUGGAUCUUAGUAUGUUUCCUGCCUGCCACCUAUGAUAUCAUUUUCUGAAAAUGAUUUUCGAUACUAUGUGUUUUGCUUUGUAGUAUUCAUAUUUAAUUUUCUUAUUGAAUACUUGAGCAUUUUUUUAAUGUUAGCCUUUUCUAUAUCAUGCUACUUACGUAAUACUAUUACUGCCACAUCUCUCUCUUUCCAUUGCAAGUACAAAAAGUGACAACAAGCCUAGACUUAUUCAUUGACCCCAAAACUAACCAGAAUGCACUUGUCCAGUAGCACCCGGGUGUUGGUGUCUUGUCCGCGCAUGCUCAGGAUUUUAGGAAUAAAGACUUGUCUGACUUGCAAGCUGCUGCUAGUAGGCAUGGACUGGGAUGGGUCCGAGCAUGCUUUGGGUCUUAGCAGGCUUCGGGCUGGGACUGGGACUGGUCCCAAAUAAUCAAGCCCAGUACUGGCCCGGGCAUAGUCACACGGAUCGCGGUACGCUCCGGAAUGUGGAACGAAAACGGGAUCGCGGUUCGCUAAUAUCUAAAAUCCGAUACGUAGGGGAUCGCGGUACGCUCCGGAAGAAGCCUACCGGCUUCUUCGGUACGCUAUUUCGGUACGCGGUACGUUGUUUAUCAUGCUACGAAUUAGGCUAUGAUGGUGGUGUUGGGGAUGUUGAUGAUUGUUGAACACGCCUCUGCUGAUGGGGUGAUAUGUUGGCUUAGUCUAUUAUGUUGGAGUCAUUGUCAUGACAUAUCAGAGUUGCUUUCACAGGGUCUAAUGUCAUAAAGCAUUCAGGGCAUUUAUUCUUCCUAUUGAGACUUUUUGAAGAAUGUAUUAUUCAAAAGAUUUGAAGAUUGGAAUUCCAGGCAGCCUAAUUCUAGUCUCUUCUUUCUAGAAAUUGAUUGUUUUUAUGGUUUAUAUGUUUUUUAAUUUAAAUUAUAAGGUGAAGGUGGAUGGGAUUCAUC